Molecule: messenger RNA, 731 nt
Organism: Galdieria sulphuraria
Lineage: Eukaryota; Rhodophyta; Bangiophyceae; Galdieriales; Galdieriaceae
Product: G10 family protein
Exons: 1
Coding region: 22-702 (226 amino acids)
Biological process (GO): mRNA splicing, via spliceosome
Cellular component (GO): nucleus; spliceosomal complex
Source: RefSeq, a predicted model, not a curated record
UGUUAGAGGAAUAUUCACUCCAUGUCGUGGCGGCACAGAAUACGACAGAAAAAGUUACCAAAAGGUUUUGAGUUGAUAGAAACGCAACUAGAAAAGUUCGAAGACGAAAUGCGUGAAAUUAUGAAUGAUACUAUGGAGGACAAGAUGAGAAACGAACUCACGUGGAAGGUUCAUAAACUUCACUGGAAGAAGAACCGUUUUAUCUUUAAUUUAUACUAUAAAGAGAAAGCUAUAUCAAAGGAGCUUUUUGACUUUCUUGUGAAGGAGAAAGUGGUUGACGCCAAUUUGAUCUCCAAGUGGCGAAAGCCUGGAUAUGAGAAUUUAUGUUCGCUUGCGGUCAUUUCCAAAACCAACACCAAUUUUAGAACCGCUGGAGUUUGUAGAGUACCUUUAAAGGACAGACAUGGACAAAUAACGCCGAAUGUUCUUACAGGUUGCAUUUCUUGUGCUUCAGGAGACGGUGGACCCAUCUGGUGGGACGAUCCUAUUCCAGAUAAUCUUUUAAGGAAGCUUAGAGAGUUAGGUCAGUUACCACCUGAAGAAGGCACAGUUGAUGAAGCCGAGGAAAAGCAGAGCGAUGAAGAAAAGGCUGAAACAGAAGAGGGGCAGUUGACAGAUAAGACUUUUGAAGAAGAAAAAGGCGAAACACGAGAAGAGACAACUCAAGAUAGUGAAAGAACGAAGAGAAGAAAGAAGGAGUAAACUACUUUUUCAAGUUUUAUUUUUCUUCC